AUGGUGGCAGUAAAGCAGCUCGGCAUCGCCACUCUUCUCUGGCUUGGCCUCGCCAACCAAGGCCUCGCGCUGGGCAUCGACGAGACCACCAACAGUCUCGAGCUCGUACAGAGAAGACUAGGCAGUUCUUUCAACAUCGCUCCAAUACUCGCAAAGCCUAGGGCGGAGGAGAUUCAGUUUGAUGAACGCGAUUUUGAUGAGCUUGGCGAGCGUGACCUCGACCUUGUUGAACGAGGGUUCCGGAAGGGAUUCAAUCCAGGCGUUGCUAAAUGGAAAAAGCCUCGCGAUCUUGAGGGACGAGGCUUCCGCAAAGGCUUCAACCCCGGUGUUGCCAAAUGGAAGAAGCCUCGUGACCUUGAGGAAAGAGGCUUCCGUAAGGGUUUCAACCCCGGCGUUGCUAAAUGGCAAAAGCCCCGUGACCUGGAGGAACGAGGGUUCCGUAAAGGUUUCAACCCGGGUGUUGAGAAAUGGAAAAAGCCUCGCGACAUUGAGGAACGAGGGUUUCAUAAGGGAUUCAAUCCGGGGGUUGCCAAAUGGCAGAAGCCUCGAGACAUUGAAGAGCGAGGCUUCCGCAAGGGAUUCAACCCAGGCGUUGCUAAGUGGAAAAAGCCUCGCGAUCUUGAGGAAUUAUUUUAG
This is a messenger RNA of Clonostachys byssicola, 636 nucleotides long. NCBI's taxonomy places the organism in Eukaryota, Fungi, Ascomycota, Sordariomycetes, Hypocreales, Bionectriaceae. The record is from the annotation of a GenBank genome assembly.